AUGAAGGAUGAUUGCGAUAAACUAUCUUCCGAAAUGGCGCAUACUCGAGAAACUGAAGCUGAAAGAAAUGAAAAAAGAAGAAAGGUAGACCGGCAAUUUAACAUCGGCACGGCCAACACGUACUUCAAUGAAGUGGACGAUUAUAUGAUUUCGUCCUUCACGGAAUCAUCUGACAGAAUCGUGUCACAACGAAAUUCUAUGCCCAGUUCGCCUCCAAGAAUAGACGAACUGGAUUCUCUUUCAAGUUCUUCUCCCAUUGAUGUUGUCGCUCCUGAGUCUCAACCUAUUCCCAUGCAACUCACGUUCUCUCAGUUGGCCCGAAAAAAUCUCUCGUCAGAAGACACAUUGGAAUUGGAUAUCGAUAACUAUGGAAGAGUCUCGGGAGUCAGAAAUUGUGAACUUUACUCAACUAGCCCCACUAAAGAUCAUGACAUGGGUCAUCGGGAAUUUCUUUACAAAGACUCGGCAGAAGCCCAACGGGAAGCUGUUAAAGUACUCCGCAUGGUUUUUGAUGAGGAUAAUGAGAAUAAAAUUGACCUAGAAAGGUUUGGGCUUACUUCUAUACCUGAUGAGUUCGAAGAUUUUAAGGAUUCGAUAAUGGUGAAUGACUCUGGCCAUCUUUCGUCUCCUCAAUUACAUGUUUUCCUUGGCCAUAAUCACCUUAGUAGCCUGAGCCAUAGUUUAUUCCAAGUUCCUUUUAUUGAUGUUUUAUCCUUAAGGUUUAAUCAUCUAACUAGAAUACCAGGCAACAUAAAGAAGCUGACUCAAUUAAGGUACUUGGCACUGGGUAAUAACAAUAUAGUCCACUUGCCGCAUUCGAUCUUGAAGCUGGAUAAACUGCAAGUUUUUUCUCUACGUCCUAACCCUUUGAAAGAGCCUAGUGAAGGUGAUAUCGAACUGAAUUUGAAACCUGGUCCGCGGUAUGCUAGUCGAAUCAGAUGGUCCAACAAGCGAAAAUCAUCUAAAAUUAUGCCUAGGCUAAACAAAGCCUAUAGUAGUUUUGGUGGUGACCUCUCAUUACUCGAGAAGUCAACAUCUUCUCCAAAGUCAGUCCUUGAACAAGAACGGGGCCCCUACCUGUCUCCAAAUCGGACACCUAAUCUACUUAACGAACAAACUACCAUUUCGGAGGCUUUUGCUGAUGAAAGGGAUUUUGAUUCACAAGAGCAAGAGCUAAUUAAGAACUCUACAUCAUAUGUCCCACGACUUACAGAACUAGCAUUGAGAUGUAUAUCAAACUAUAGAAUAUCGAUUUCCGAAGCUAAACAGUGGAAAAAAAGUACCAGCAAAUACAUAUUAAAGAUGGCCUCAAAGGCACUAAUCCAAGGUACGAAUGGCGAAUCUUGUGGAUCAUGCGAGAAUAUUAUUAUAGAGCCUGUAGCUGCAGUUUAUGAGUGGUGGGACAUUGCCGAUGCUAAGAAUGUCCCAAUCAGAAGACAUUUUUGUUCUAAGAUGUGUGCUAUUAAAUGGGAGUCAGCCAUUCAAGAAAUGACAGAAGGCACUCACAAGAAAGGGAGUUCUCAAAUUAAUUCGACAUAA
This is a messenger RNA of Komagataella phaffii GS115, 1539 nucleotides long. RefSeq lists its product as hypothetical. Gene Ontology annotation, molecular function: protein binding. NCBI's taxonomy places the organism in Eukaryota, Fungi, Ascomycota, Pichiomycetes, Pichiales, Pichiaceae. The coding region runs from base 1 to 1539 and encodes 512 amino acids. The record is from RefSeq and is a predicted model, not a curated record. The transcript has a single exon.